Molecule: messenger RNA, 1795 nt
Organism: Pristis pectinata (smalltooth sawfish)
Lineage: Eukaryota; Metazoa; Chordata; Chondrichthyes; Rhinopristiformes; Pristidae
Product: peptide chain release factor 1-like, mitochondrial
Exons: 8
Coding region: 216-1541 (441 amino acids)
Biological process (GO): translational termination
Molecular function (GO): translation release factor activity
Source: RefSeq, a predicted model, not a curated record
GGCCUGCGGAUCCUCGGGCUCUCCCCGCCCGCCGGCCGGGUGGGUGGGUCGGUGCUGCGGCUCCGGGGGUUCUCCGGCCGAUCGCCGCCGCGCUCCCUGUUCACGGCUGCGCGGGUUAUCAACCGAAUACUCCCAGAGGUAUAAGACCUCUGGAAGCUGUGCUGGACAGAAUCCCCCUAUUCUUAUUGCCAAGCUGCAGGAACGCGUGGUGAAAUAUGUUCCUUGCCAGACGCACUCUUCUGGACAUUGCCCGCGGCCAUGUUCACGCUGGGAGGUGCCUUGGGAAGCUCCAGCUCUGGUGUGUGAGGAGGACCUUCCAUCUGAAGACUGGGCUUGGGUUCUCCAAGCCUCCCCAGGUCGAUCGCCAUCCGCCCAGUCCAUCUCGUGCUCCCACGACGGAGGAGUUGUUCGGCCAAAGCUCGCUGCAGGGUUACCUGAGCGAGCUGGAGCGGGAGUACGCGGAGUGUCUGGAGCGGCUCAGCGGCUGCCAGGAGUCCGGAGAGGCGGAGGGAGAGGACAGGGCCAGGGCACUGCAGAAGCGAAUCAGUGAGCUGGCACCGGUGGUGAACGAGCUGCUGCAGCUGAGAGGCAAGGAGCAGGAGCUGAGGGAUAUUGAGACCCUGCUGAAAGAUGAGGACGCCGAUCUAAAGAGGCUGGCUGAGGGCGAAGAGAGGUCUUGCCAGGCAAGCAUCCAAGGCCUGAAGGCCAAGAUUCUUUCACUGCUGAUCCCCUCGGAAGAGGCGAGUAAUAACGACCUGAUUCUGGAGGUGACGGCCGGCGUCGGGGGACAGGAGUCCAUGUUGUUCACUGCAGAGAUGUUUGAAAUGUACCAGAGCUACGCUGCCUACAAGCGCUGGCACUUCGAAGUGCUGGAGUACCGUCACAGUGAAUUAGGGGGUCUCCGACAUGCUGCUGCCAGUGUGAGUGGUCAGGGAAGCUACAGACACAUGAAGCAUGAAGGGGGAGUUCACCGAGUACAGAGGGUUCCCCGAACCGAGAAGCAAGGCCGGACUCACACCAGCACUAUGACUGUGGCUGUGUUACCCCAGCCCACCGAGAUUGACCUGACGAUCAGCCCCAAAGACCUGCGGAUAGAAACGAAGCGAGCGAGCGGGGCAGGUGGUCAACAUGUGAACACGACGGACAGCGCAGUGCGGAUACUCCACCUCCCAACAGGUGUGGUGGCCGAAUGCCAGCAGGAACGCUCGCAGCUGAGGAACCGGGAGCGCGCCAUGCAGCUGCUGCGGGCCAAGCUCUACCGCAUGAAGCUGGACGAGGAGACGAGCAGACGGCAGUACGCACGGAGCAUUCAGAUUGGGACCAGGGGAAGAUCGGAAAAAAUCCGAACCUACAAUUUUCCGCAGGACAGGGUUACGGAUCAUCGGAUCGGUAAAUCGCUCUACAACCUGAAGGACUUCAUGCUGGGGGGAGAGCUUCUGGAUGAGAUGGUUGAAGAGCUGAAAAGCCUGGCGGACACUGAAUGUCUCCUCGAGUUCCUGGAGAACACACAGACGCAGCAUAGUGGGUCACAGCAUCAGUGACAAUCUUUCAACACCCCAAUAAAAUUGGACUUGCUGCACUCCGGUCCAUUUUGAUCCUCCUCUGCCCUGUCUCAGCUCCUCUGUGGCUGAUGACCUUGCCCACGCUGUUGUCACCUCCAGAGUUAUUCCAAUGGAUCUGGUCAGAUCUCGGCCAAUCUACCCUAACUAAACUUGAACUCAAGCUAAAACGCCACUAUCGAUGUCUCCAGUUGUGCCGGCCCAUCUCUACUUAUAAAUUCAAUCCUCCAUCUCCU